Haliotis rufescens (red abalone) is the source of this 3810-nucleotide messenger RNA. RefSeq names its product toll-like receptor 4. Gene Ontology annotation, molecular function: transmembrane signaling receptor activity; protein binding. The coding region runs from base 176 to 2647 and encodes 823 amino acids. The record is from RefSeq and is a predicted model, not a curated record. Gene Ontology annotation, biological process: toll-like receptor signaling pathway; immune response; inflammatory response. The transcript is spliced from 2 exons. NCBI's taxonomy places the organism in Eukaryota, Metazoa, Mollusca, Gastropoda, Lepetellida, Haliotidae. Gene Ontology annotation, cellular component: membrane.
CUAGCACCAACAUACGAUGUCCACCCUAGCAGCGUGUGUCGCUGUGGCAGCAGAACAACUAUUCAUUUGGAUCACAAAUAGACCCAAAAAACGUGUCAUUGUUGUCCAGUUUCUUCUCUAACAUGCUGACGAUUAUUAGCAAAUAUUUCAAUUGAAACUUAACACUGGUUCAAUCAUGGAUCUAUUGACCAAGGUGUUGAUGAUAUUGAUUACAAUGUUUGCUUCUCCGGGUGUGGUUUUGGAGUCUCUUGACUGCCGACCUUGCAAGUGUUUUUCUGUGAAUGGAAACAUUACAGCAGAUUGUAUGAAUAACAACUUGACAGAAAUCCCUUCAUCGAUCCCACAUUUGACGAGUGUGUUGCGAUUUUGUGGAAACAAUUUGGGCAAACUCAAGGAAACGACUUUUAAAAACCUCACUUAUUUAAAGAUUUUAGAUUUAAGACAAAAUAACCUAAGAUACACAAAAACAACAUUUCCAUCGUCCGUGUUUCAAAAUCUGACACAUCUAGUCAUCUUGAAAAUCAAUGAUAACAAUAUGGAUUCACCUGAUGAUAUAACAAAGUACCCAGUUGAAGCAAUAGAGAAGCUUGAAUCUCUCAAAUGGUUGUGGAUUGAUGGUCUGAGAAAUCAGAUAUUUGGUAAGGGGUUUUCCAAACUAAGAAAUCUUAAAAGACUAACAGUAAGUAGUAGCAGUAACGCGUGCAACAUUAACUCUAUAAGUAAUGCUACAUUUAGAUACUUACUAUUUCUUGACCAUAUCGAGGUAGUCAAAUGCAACGUAAAUUCAGUUGAGCAAGGGGCAUUUGCUCUCCAACGGAAAGUUAAGAUUUUAGAUCUUUCGAAAAACUAUUACCUACGGUUUGAAGGUGUCACAAAUGCAACACAAGGGAUAUCUCCGUCACUUGAGAAAUUAAUUAUUAAUGAAGUAGUUCCAUCAUAUGCCCUUUGUGUUAAAAUUGACGAUAAAUUUUGCAAAAAUCUCCAAAACACCAGUCUUACUGAACUGCACGCGGAGAACAACAGCGUGAUUAUUUUCAAUGCCACUGCCCUUACAUUCUUUCCGAAGUCACUUAAAAGGGUAUUUAUGAGGGGAAACAGGUUUCAAUAUAAUACUUACAUCGGGUCUAUUGCAUCUUUAACAGGGUUAGAAGAGGUUCACUUAGGUGGCCCAUACAGCCCGAUUAUGCCAUUUCCACACACAUCGGAGCUUAUGCAAAUGGCACCAUGUGAUGGUUGUAAAAUGUUAGAUUAUGUAUAUGCGCCUGAUGAACAUUCAUCGCAAUAUUCAUCUGAGGCCCAACAUAAUGCCGCCAAAAUCAGUAUACCCCACAACCUAACGAAAGUAACGUUUACAUCUUCACAAAUUUAUGCCCACAUCCUCAAUGUUAGUGUAAGCAACAAUAGCAUUAAAAAAAUUGAUAUUUCAAGGAAUCUUUUCACAAAAUGGAUCGGCAGUAUUUCUGGAUUUGAAAAACUUGAACAUUUAGACAUUUCAAGAAACAUUGCAAAUGAUGUCAGUUCGGUUUUCUUUCAGUCGUUUCAAAAUCUAAAAUAUCUUGACAUUUCACGUAAUCUCUUGGGGGUUGUUUUAGCCAAAGGAACAAAUGGGAACAUAUUCAGCCACUUGGAUCAACUUCAGAUAUUGAUUAUGUCAGAAAACUUCAUAACUAAAUUGUCAACUAGAGUCUUUACGGAUUUAUCAUCAUUGACCAAGCUAGACCUUUCGAGGAAUAGCAUUGAAAAUUUGUCAUUUGACAUCACUCAUAUGAAAAACCUCCAACUUCUACGAUGUUCAAAGAAUCAAAUACAAUGGUUAGCGCAAAGCUUCCGCGCAAACCUUGAUGAAAUCUCGAAUGACCAUAAUAUAACAGUGGACUUAUCUCAGAACCCUAUUGCCUGUACGUGCCAUAACCUGCUGUUUCUAUCUUGGAUGAAAACAUCAACUUUAAACGGGAAAAUAUCAUUUGGAAACCUUUCAGAGUAUGACUGUGUUCAUGAGGACGAUCAAACUGUGAAACUUGAUAAUCUUGAGGAAGUUUUGAGAGAACUAGAGAUAUCAUGCUAUAAUUAUUCCGGGUUCUUUAUUGGUAUCUCGUCAGUUGCAUUUGUUUGUCUCGGUUUGUUAGCGUGUUCACUUCUGUAUAGAUUUCGUUGGAAGUUAAGAUAUGUAUACUAUGCAGCAAGACACAGAUACAGUACAGAGGGCCCAUCAAGCCAUGAGUUUGUGUUCGAUGCCUUUGUUUCCUUCGCAGAAGAAGACCGUGAUUUUGUUGUCAAUGAGCUCCUGGUGAAGCUAGAGGAUGAGUCAGACAUGAGACUGAACUUCCAUCAAAGGGACUUCACCCCUGGCCGUCCUAUAGCUCAUAACAUCAUCAAAGCUGUCAAAACCAGCAAACGAACGCUGGUUAUCUUGUCAAGAGAGUUCUUAAAGAGCCACUGGUGUGUCCAUGAGCUUCUGAUGGCUCACAUGGAGAGUGUGUCUACAGGUAGGGAUGUGUUGCUGAUUGUGAUGAUGGAGCACAUUCCGACAAACAAAAUUCCAGUUGAAAUAUUGUAUCAUAUACAAUCGGAUUCUUAUUUAGAAUAUCCAUUGGAAGGGCAGAAAGACAUGUUCUGGAGAAGACUCAUUGAUUCCCUCAAGGAAUAAUGGAACGGAUAUGGUACUAUUUACAUUAUUGUUUAUUGAGUGCACGUGCAGAUAUAGCAGGCACACACAGAAGCGGAAAUCAUCUAAUAUCCUCAAAAUGUCAUGGGAAACAAAGUCAACCAGACCAUGCACUGAGUCACAGUUGUAGCAUAUUCAGCUAAGUGUAACAACUAUUAAGCGUACUUUGGAAUUUCCUUUGUGAAAAGGUGCUAUAUAAGUAUGUACCUUAUAUUGGGGAACCUCUUGUCAGUGAUUAGAUUUGUUUAUACUCUUGAAUGUUACCUUUGUACAUUUGUGAAAUAUUAUAGUGUAUAUACAAUGCAGUAUAUAGAUUUUAUAUCAAUAUAUGAUUACGCCGUGAUACAUGUAACAAUGAUUGGAGUUUAGUAUGCUCUUGUGUGUUAACUUUAUGAGUUUAAUUUGUGGAAUUAUACAGUGUAUUAUAUAUAUGUAAGAAAUAGAUGACAACGCCACGAUAUAUAUGUACUUGACGUUUGCUUGAAUUGGCUAUACGAGUCACUAUGAGCAGGUUUAAUCAAUUAUGUUCAUGCGGGUGUUUUGUUUGUGACCUGUAAAUGUUGGCAGGAAAACAACGGGCUGAAAGAAUGAGCCCCGCCCAGGCCCUCGGCAUUACAUGACGGAUGUUCAGUCAAGUCAAGAACUGUGUGAGUGAGUUGGGUUUAAUGUCGCUUUAAACAGUAUUCCAGCUAUAUCAUCGUGUGUCAGCUUAAUGUGGGGGAAAACCCGAGGUGAUGCAGGUCUUAGACGUUUUCCACUUUGGUGAAACCCACGAGCACGGGAACCGGGAUACGAACCGACUAUCAUAGGUUUCUGGAGUGCCCAAAGGACGCAAAUGUGCACAGCAAAUUACGGCGACUUUGGCUAUGGGCCUACCGUGCCUCCGCCAAGUCAAGGAUCCUGACCAUAGGAUUUAGUUUAGUCACCACUUACAAUCAGCAAUAGAUUGUUGGGAAGGCUAGUUCUAGUUGUACCAUGUGAAGUUUGAAUUAUGUGCAUGUAAAGAUUCACCAUGUACUUCGAUGUUUGAUAGGUGAGGUGAGGUGAAUUGGGGUUAAACGUCGCGUCCAAGAUUAUUGCACUUAUAUAGCGACGACGUGCAUGUACGUGUGUGUGUUUGUGUGGCUGCUUGUACUAGUCAGGGC